GAUAGCAGGGAGUACCCAGAAAUAGAACUCUGUGAUAGAGCGACGGGUAGGGCAUCUGUACCCUCUGCGGGCAAACUAGGCAGGGAUCAAGACAAAAAAAGGUAUUGUGGUAAGGGAGUGCUGAAGACUGUUAGGGUAGUCAAUGGAGUGGUAUCAUUGGGAGGGAUGCAGCAGACAAAGGGCAAUCGAUAAAGCAUUGAUCGAAUUGCACGAAGAAGAAAUAAAUCUAAGCUUAGGGCAAACGCAACUUAGGGCAGCAAUAGGUAUUUGGGAGGAGGGCGGGCAAGUGUUGUG
Molecule: messenger RNA, 294 nt
Organism: Brugia malayi
Lineage: Eukaryota; Metazoa; Nematoda; Chromadorea; Rhabditida; Onchocercidae
Source: the annotation of a RefSeq genome assembly